AUGGCAGCAGCUGGAGGAGCUAAGCCUUCUUCAUCUAAGAAGUCAAAGAAAGCAGUUUUGAACAAAUCUCGAAAAGGUAACUUGCAUGUCUUUCAAGAUGCACCAAUCUAUGAUUUACUCAAAUACUUUGACAGAGCUCCAGACCAAUGGGCUGCAAGAUAUAUUCUUAUUUUUAGUACAAUAAUAUUGAAAAGUGCUGUUGGGUUAGGCUCGUAUCUGGGAGAAGGUCAACUUCCAAUUCAUGGAGAUUUUGAAGCUCAGCGUCAUUGGAUGGAGAUCACUAAUCAUCUACCUGUUAGUCAAUGGUAUUUUUUUGAUUUAGAGUAUUGGGGACUAGAUUAUCCUCCUUUAACUGCAUACCAUUCGUAUAUCUUUGGUAAGUUGGGAUUGUUUCUUAAUUGGUCUUGGUUUGCUUUAAAUGAUUCAAGAGGUAUUGAAAAUCCAGGAAUUAAAUACUUUAUGAGAUUUCUGGUCAUAAUAAGUGAUUUCAUUGUUUAUGGACCUGCUUUGAUACAUGUUUUAUCUUUGAUAGGAAAGCGUUUUAACAUGAAUAGAAUUGACCAUAUUGUAUUUACUGCUGCUUUUUUAUGUCAACCAGGUUUGAUUCUUAUUGAUAAUGGUCAUUUUCAAUAUAAUUCAGUUAUGCUUGGUUUAUUUCUUUUUGCAGUAGCUGAGUUAAUCAGAGAAAACUAUAUUUUGGCUUCAAUCUGGUUUGUUCUAGCCAUAAACUUUAAACAAAUGGCAUUAUACUAUGCACCAUUCAUUUUUACAUAUAUUUUAGCCAACAUGUUUUACAAUUACUAUGAUGUUUCAAAAUCAUACAGGCAAUUGAUUCGGUCAUUCAACUUUGCAAAAGUCUUUCUGGUGGGAAUAGCUGUCUUACUUACUCAAGUUGUAUUAUUGUUGCCAUUUAUUUGGAUAUCUUUUGAGAAUGGAUUUACCUUUGAUAUAUUACGCCAAAUCGUUAUCAGAGUUUUCCCAUUCCAAAGAGGUUUGUUUGAAGAUAAGGUGGCUAACUUUUGGUGUACUACAAAUCUUGUUAUUAAGUAUCGUGAACUAUUCACAUUACCUCAAUUAACUCGUUUGCUGCUUUUGCUAACUCUUGCUUCCAUUAUUCCACCAAAUUUGUUGAUUGCAUGGAAGUUAUUGAUGAAUAAGAAAUUCACUAAGAACUCCACUCAUAGAAUUGUUAUUCUUCUUUUAGGGUUCGCUAUUACCUCAUGGGGGUUCUUUUUAUUUUCAUUCCAGGUCCAUGAAAAAUCCGUUUUGGUACCCUUAAUGCCAACAUUAUUACUUGCAUUGACAAGAGAUCGUUUUGACUUGGUGCUUAUUCAAUGGAUCAUCAAUGUGACUUCAUUCAGCAUGUACCCACUUUUGAAGAAAGAUAAUCUUGUUUUGCAAUAUUUCACUUGUCUUCUUGUUUCCAAUUGGAUCAUGGGUGCACUCAAUGUUAAAAAGAAUACUUUAAUGAUACCGAAGGAUUCUUUAUUUUGGAAAUUGAUCAUCGUAUCAUCUUAUGUUGCAAUGCUAACAUACCAUAUUAGUGAUCAAUUUUUAGCACCUCCAGCCAGGUAUCCUGAUUUAUGGCUCAUAUUGAACACAACAAUUUCCUUCGCAUACUUUGGAAUUUUCUGGUUAUGGUUGUUGUAUAGAGCUUACGUUUUGAACUGA
This is a messenger RNA of Lizanozyma spartinae, 1671 nucleotides long. It is a transcript of the gene ALG6, whose product is annotated as dolichyl-P-Glc:Man(9)GlcNAc(2)-PP-dolichol alpha-1,3-glucosyltransferase. Gene Ontology annotation, biological process: protein N-linked glycosylation. Lineage: Eukaryota; Fungi; Ascomycota; Pichiomycetes; Serinales; Debaryomycetaceae. The record is from RefSeq and is a predicted model, not a curated record. Gene Ontology annotation, molecular function: dolichyl pyrophosphate Man9GlcNAc2 alpha-1,3-glucosyltransferase activity. The transcript has a single exon. Gene Ontology annotation, cellular component: endoplasmic reticulum membrane. The coding region runs from base 1 to 1671 and encodes 556 amino acids.